UAUUUUCAUGUGUCACUGACAGAGUUCUAAUAGAGAACAACGCUAGCGAUGAUGCCACUGUUAUUCAGUUCGUCUCCAAUUCUGUCGAGCAGAUUAUGUUCCUGGAUCCAAUUAUUGCAGUUCUUAUGGCCAUUGACUAUCUCUGUAUUUGGAAGCCAUGGUCUAAGUAUUCAGUGACUGACCCGAGAAAUUGAUACUGAAGUCUGUGAAGCUCUUAAGGAAGAAAGAAGCUUCAAGUGGAGAGGACACGAUUGAGUUGGAUCUUGAAGAAGAGUUCUCGAGUUUGGCUCUUGAUAUUAUACGGAUUAGUGUGUUCAACUACGACUUUGACUCUGUCACAAAAGAGUCCCCUAUGAUUAAGGUGGUGUAUGGAACUCUGUCCGAGGCAGGGCAUCGGUCUACUUUCUACUUCCCCUAUUGGAACUUUCCUCCAGCCAGAUGGAUAGGUCCAAGGCAAAGAAAGGUGCAAAGCGAUCUCAAGAUUAUAAACGAUUGCCUUGAUGGAAUCAUUCAAAAGGAAAAAGAGACAAGACAGGUGUUUCACUACUUGCCGCUCUCUUCAUUCUACUGUUCAGUUUCUGACUUUGUUAUCUCUGUUUCUCCCAGGAAAAAGAUGUAG
Messenger RNA from Eruca vesicaria subsp. sativa (arugula), 619 nucleotides. Lineage: Eukaryota; Viridiplantae; Streptophyta; Magnoliopsida; Brassicales; Brassicaceae. The record is from the annotation of a GenBank genome assembly.